CUGUAUGCUUUUCAGUUCGGCUCGAAAGAUGACCCAAAUAUAUUGACUGUGCCCACUGCCCUAAUUGGACUAGCCUCAGAUGCACAAUCUGGAGGUUCUAUGUUUGAACUCAAAAUUGAUGGAAUUUUUGGAUUGGGCCCUCCAAGAAGUGAUGAUCUCUGUGGCUUUGAAUCUCCUCUAUACACUGCAUAUCAUAAUAAAUUAAUUAAUAAAAGUAUUUUUUCUGUGUAUAUGCACAACUCGAAGGAUUCUGGAAAUGGAGAAUAUGGUGGAGGUGAGAAAGGAUUAAUUAGCCUAGUUGGUAAAUCACCCAAUGCACCUCAACCAAUACACCUCAAUUUAAAGGAACAGGAAUUUUGGUCACCGGAAGUCUGGUUACCUUGA
Molecule: messenger RNA, 384 nt
Organism: Meloidogyne enterolobii
Lineage: Eukaryota; Metazoa; Nematoda; Chromadorea; Rhabditida; Meloidogynidae
Source: the annotation of a GenBank genome assembly